Molecule: messenger RNA, 6801 nt
Organism: Planococcus citri (citrus mealybug)
Lineage: Eukaryota; Metazoa; Arthropoda; Insecta; Hemiptera; Pseudococcidae
Gene: Dcr-1
Product: Endoribonuclease Dcr-1
Exons: 29
Coding region: 349-6216 (1955 amino acids)
Biological process (GO): pre-miRNA processing; siRNA processing; apoptotic DNA fragmentation
Cellular component (GO): nucleus; cytoplasm; RISC complex
Molecular function (GO): RNA binding; protein binding; deoxyribonuclease I activity
Source: RefSeq, a predicted model, not a curated record
AGAAAAAGUUUUGAAAAAUUGAAACUUAACAGACGAAUUUUUGGAAUUUUUAUUCUUAAUUAAAGUAAUUUAAUAAUUAUCAACUCGGAAAUAAAUGUGCAAUGAAUAUGAAGAGCAUCUCCUCCUAAAUCAUUAUUUAAAAGUUUACAGCUGUUUUUUCAUAUUCGGCGGUGAUUCUAUCUCGACAAUGGAAUGAAUUGAGUCAAAAAUAUGAAUCAAAAUACCGAUCGCUGUUUCCUUUCAUGAGAAUUUUUCCUGAAAUUAUGCGUGGAAAAUUUUUAAAAAUGAGAAAUAUCAGACUAAUCCUACAGUGAUCAUCUUGGCUAAGUAGAGCCUCAAUAUCCAAUAAUGGCGCUUCCUUUCGGUGACAAUGUGUACACGAAAUUCUUUACCCCGAAGGAAUAUCAGGUGGAGCUGCUCGAUGCCGCUAAAAAAUGUAAUAUUGUCGCAUGCAUCGGGAAUGUGACGACCAAAACUUUCAUUUCCUUGAAACUUAUCCAAGAGUUGACCAUUUCCGUUCGUAGGAGUAAGAAACGAAAAUUCACCUUAUUCAUUUCCGAAUCGGUUCCGAACGCUGUGCAUUAUGCUUCUGCUAUUAAACAUUUGACUGAUUUACAUCUAUUAGAUUUUAUACAAUUUCCAAUAUCUUCCGAUAAAGUGACAGAUGAAGUCAUUGCACAAGCUCAGGUGAUUAUGACCAAUAGUUCACAAGCUUGGGAACUGAUCUCUAAUGACUUCAUUAGUUUAGAUGAUAUUUUUUUAUUGAUUGUCGACGAUUGUCAUUUUUCCACUUUGAAAAGUCACCCUUUGCAUGAAUUGAUGAAAUUGGUUGCUUUCAAAGACAAUAUUCGUAUUUUUGGUAUGAUUUAUCCUUUGUAUACUAUAUCCGAUUUGAAUCCUGGUAAAAUCGAGGCUGAUCUAAACGAAUUACAAGAAGUGAUGCAUUGUCGAGUAGAAACCGCAUCCGAUAUCGUCUCAAUUUUAAGGUAUAACUGUAAACCAACGGAAUUUCUAUGCGAAUGUGACACUCGGAAGACAGAUAGCUUAGAUGAAAUUAUACUCGAAGAAAUACAAGAUACCGUUGAAUUCCUCAAAGAACAUCGAUACGAUCCUUCGGAAAUUUACGAAGGUGAUUUAUUAGAAGAACUGAAAGCUGUGCCAGAUCCUACUGAAGAGCCAUUGAACAUAAUUAACGAUUUUUUAGACGUCCUGAAUACAAUGGGUGCUUGGUGUGCCAACAAAGCUGCUUUAUCGUCUCUCUUUAUCAUAGAAAAGUUAAAACUGAAAACCCCUUACGAAAGACAUUUUCUAUUACUAUGUGUGGUUUCAUCUUUAAUGCUGCGAAUCAGAACAAUAUUCGAGGACUAUUUCUCCCAGUACACGGAGAAAGAACAAGUAUACAAUUUUGUAUCUCCAAAAAUGAAACGCCUAAUCGAAAUCUUGCUGCAAUAUAAACCAUCGAAACGGAUAAUUCCAGAGUCGAACCAAAGUACUAAUAAUGUAGUCGGUGAAAACGACGAAAAAAAUGUUCAAGAUGAUAAAUUAAAUAAAGAGAACAUUCCAGCGAAUCAGAAUGAAAAUAGCGAAACCUUAGAACAAUCAGCGCCGCUGACUAUUUGCGAUAGCUACAUUAGAUACAAGAAUGAUAAAGCUAAUAGAUGGAAGAAUAAGAAAAAAUUUCAAAAUAAACAGCCUCAUCAUAAUAGACCAAAGUCGUCCGUUGACGAAUCGGAAAUAAUUUGUAGUGUGAUAUUUGUAAAAAGUCGUUUGAUAGCUACGGUUAUUCAUUAUUUACUAUCGGAUUUGAAAAAAUUUGAUAACGAUAAUUUUUGGUGGCUAUCUCCCCAAUUUACUACCGAAAAAACCGCUGAUCCUGAAAAAGAACCUCGCGAUGCAGAAAUACAACAUAGAAAUUUAGAGGACGUAUUACGAAAGUUUCGUACCAGAGAAUGCAAUAUUUUGAUUGGUACUUCGAUGCUAGAAGAAGGAAUUGAUUUCCCCAAGUGCAAUUUAGUUAUAGGAUUCGACCCACCGACAUCAUUUCGCUCGUAUAUUUAUUCAAAAAGCAAAGCGAGUGCGAAUAAUGCAAAUUUUUUCUUGAUGUACGAAUUACCAUUUAAAGAAAAAUUUGUAAACGAUUUAGCCAAAUAUUACGAAAUUGAACAAUUGUUAUUGAAAAGAUGUUUCAAUAAAAUUGAAAAAGAAGAUGAGAUUUCUGAAGCGGAUCAAUACUCCGGCGCAGUGAUACCUUACAGUCCUCCUGGUACCGAGGAAGAUUCUCCUUAUGUAUCUUUAGAUAACGCAGUUUCUUGUAUAAAUAGAUACUGUGCCAAAUUACCCAGUGAUUCCUUUACUAGAUUAACUCCAAUGUGGUCGAUGAAAACCAUAGUUUACAAUAAAAAGCAAAUGUAUGUUACCACUUUACGUCUUCCAAUCAACUCACCGUAUAAAAAAGAAAUUACCGGACACCCGAUGCCAACUGAAAUCCUAUCCAAAAGAAUAGCCGCAUUAGAAGCUUGCAGAUUAUUACAUCGAAGUGGCGAAUUGGAUAAUAAUCUGCAACCGAUCGGGAAGGAGAGUUUUCAUUUAUUAUUUUCAUCCGAAGAUAUUGUACUGGAUGAAAGCGACCUAAUACCGUUCGCUGAAAACGCCGAUGCUAGACCUGGUACAAAUAAACGCAGGCAAUACUACAAAAGAAAGAUCGCUUAUUGUUUAAUGGAUUGCCGUCCAAUGCCCAGUGUUCCGAUGUAUUUGUACACUAUUAAAAUGAUACUAUCGUGUCCUUUACCCGAGGAACAGAAUACUAGGGGGAGAAGAAUACAUCCUCCUGAAGAAUCGCCUCAAGGAUUUGGCAUUUUGUUGACUAAAAAGAUACCAAAGGUUUGUCCGUUUCCCAUAUUUACUCGAUGUGGAGAAGUAAUCGUUAGUUUGGAGAUGUGCAGCAAUGCUGUUUACUUGUCGACUGAGCAACUGGAAAUAAUCUCCACAUUUUUAAAUUACACUUUUACCAAAGUUCUGAGACUUAAUAAAUAUUUCAUGGCGUUCGAUUCGUUCAAAUCACCUUGCACUUAUUUCAUUAUUCCAACUUUGAGAACUCCUAAUUCUGAAAUCGUAAUCGAUUGGGAUUUUUUGCAUCAAAUUAACCAACAUAAAGAAGAAGAACUGAAAAUCGUCCCGGACGAGGAAAGAAAAAAUUUCAAAUUCUGUAAAAAACUGUACGCAGAUGCGGUGGUGAUGCCUUCUUACAGAAAUCAAGAUUUUCCUCAACAUUUUUACGUUGCUGAAAUCUGCACCAAUCUAACGCCUAAAUCAAAAUUCCCCGGUGACGAGUAUAAAACUUUCGAGGAAUAUUAUUUUAGAAAAUAUCAAUUAAGAAUCCAGAAUGUUGACCAACCUUUGUUAGAUGUUGAUCAUACUUCAGCUAGAUUGAAUUUUCUAACUCCAAGAUAUGUGAAUCGAAAAGGUGUUGCUUUGCCAACUUGUAGCGAGGCGACCAAAAAAGCCAAAAGAGAAAGUUUAGAACAAAAACAAAUCCUUGUACCUGAAUUAUGCCAAAUUCACUUGUUCCCAGCAUCACUGUGGCGUAAAGCUGUAGCAUUACCAUGUAUUUUAUAUCGUUUGAACUGUUUGCUCAUUGCCGAAGAAAUUCGCUAUGUAGUUUCACGUGAAAUAAAUUUGGGCUUAAAUGUCGUUCCAGAAGAUUUUCAAUGGCCAUUUUUGGAUUUCGGUUGGACUUUGGCUGACGUAGUGAAACGCACUCGCGAGCUAAAGGAACAAAAAGCCUUAAAAGAAAAUUCCAAACUACCCUUGAAGUUGACGGAAAUCGAAGAAAAUGCCGUUAGCGAAGAACCUCUGCCUGAAGAGAUCGAAGCAGAAGUCGAAACGAACGAUGCUAAAGAAGAUUCCGAUAAACCGGAAGAAAAAGAAAAAGAUGGUAAUUCGCUGACAUCCAGCGACGGCGAACCAUUAAUGGAGAUAGGAACGUGGUCUAAUGAAAUGGCUAACGAUAUACAAACGUAUUCGACUGAAUUUGAGAAUACUUUCGCUCAGUCGUGUAAUUCGAUACGGUAUGGUUCGCCCACCAGCUGGCUUAAUCACAAUGACGAUGAUUUGGAUGGCGAAUCGAUCACCGAUAGUAUCAGUUCCGACGAUAGUUUCGAAAAUCCUUCCGGAAUUCGGAUCGAGUUCAAAAGUGAAUUUUUAGCCGAAGCAGUAGAUCGUAUGGAGGAAUGUGCCGAUCUAGAUGAUAAUUUCGAUACUGAAAACACCUGGCAGUGGGAUGAUUCGGAUCAUUUAAUGGAUAAUGUUGGAGCUGAAAUAAAACGAUUCGAAGAUUCGGUUACGACCAAUAAAAAUAAAAUAUUGACCAGCGGUCGUAUAUACGAUAGCGAAAGACCAUUGGCUUUGAAACCUUUCGAAUCGAAUUUUUUUCAAAAAACAUCUAAACCUGGAAGUAAAAAAUUACCAUGGAUUUUAACUCCAGAUACCGGAUACGGAAUACCCGACGUGGACUUGAACCCAGAUUCCACCGAUAGCGGAAUUUCCGUUUCUAGUCUGGGCAGCUCUUACGACGACGCUGAAUCAGACAACGGAUUAUGCGUAGCUUUGAAUAAAUGUAACGUGAACGAAGUCAGUAACGAUAUUAUCGAAGUAAUCGAUACGUUUAGUUUCGAUUACCAGCCAGAUCUGGUGAAUCACGUGGGCCCCAGUCCUAGCGUUUUGCUGCAAGCUUUAACCAUGUCUAAUGCAAACGAUGGUAUUAAUUUAGAACGAUUAGAAACAAUCGGCGAUUCCUUUUUGAAAUACGCCAUCACUAAUUAUCUCUAUUGUACUUAUGAUAAUGUACACGAAGGAAAACUCAGCCAUAUAAGAUCGAAACAGGUGAGUAAUUUGCACCUUUACAAAUUGGGAAAGAAGAAAAUUUUCGGAGAGUGUAUGGUAGCUUGUAAAUUCGAACCGCAUGAUAAUUGGCUACCACCUUGUUUUCGAAUUCCGGUCGAAGUUGAGAAAGCAUUGAUCGAACAUAAAAUCUCAUCUUGUUUCCUAAAAGUUGGUGAUUUAUCUUCGUUAUGGAGUGUUAAAGAAGGAGAUGUAUCGUUUAUGAAGAAAACCAAAGAUGAUAUUCACGAAGAUGAAGUUAACGAUGCUUUGAACUAUUUACCAUUCCAUUUGAUCACAUAUCACAGCAUACCUGAUAAAAGUAUUGCUGAUUGCGUCGAAGCAUUAAUUGGAGCUUAUUUAAUAUCUUGCGGUAUUCGAGGAGCGAUGUUAUUCAUGUCGUGGUUGGGUAUCAAAGUUUUACCUGUGAUACACAAUGCUGACGAAAACAAGCCUACUGAAUACGGUUAUUUGAACCCUCCUCCUUCGCCUUUAAUCCGAAACGUUCCCAAUCCUGAGGAAGAACUGGAACGAUUGCUGGUCGGAUACGAUGAAUUCGAGCGUAUCUUAGGAUAUCACUUCAACGAUCGUAGUUACCUAUUGCAAGCGAUGACUCACGCUUCUUAUUCUCCUAAUCGCAUCACUGAUUGUUACCAAAGAUUAGAAUUUUUAGGAGAUGCUGUGUUAGAUUAUCUGAUUACUCGUCAUUUAUACGAAGAUAAAAGGCAGCAUUCUCCGGGAGCUUUGACAGAUUUGAGAUCAGCUUUAGUAAAUAAUACGAUUUUCGCCGCGCUAGCCAUUCGAUUCGGAUUUCAUAAAUACUUCAGGCAUUUAUCUCCCGGAUUAGCCGAUGUUAUUCAUCGAUUUGUUAGAAUUCAAGAAGAUAAUAAUCAUACAAUUUUUGAAGAAUAUUAUUUGAUCAAUGAAGAAGAAUGUGAAGAAGUAGAAGACGUGGAAGUGCCCAAAGCCUUAGGUGACAUAUUCGAAUCCGUAGCUGGUGCCAUAUUUCUAGACAGUGGCAUGUCAUUGGAUGCUGUAUGGAGCGUAUAUCAUAAAAUAAUGAAAAACGAAAUCGAAUUAUUCAGUACGAAUGUUCCUAAAUCUCCUAUUCGUGAAUUAUUGGAAUUGGAACCAGAAACAGCUAAAUUCGGGAGACCGGAAAAAUUAGCGGACGGACGAAGAGUUCGUGUAACCGUUGAAGUAUUCGGUAAAGGUAUAUUCAAAGGUAUAGGAAGAAAUUACAGAAUCGCCAAAUGUACAGCAGCCAAAUGCGCAUUGAAACAGCUGAAAAAAAGAGGAUUAUUAUCUCGUAAAACGACCAAUACCGCUUUAGAUUAAUUCAUCCUCGAAUCCUCUAAAUUUUUAUUUUGGUGUUAUGAAAAAAUUUUCCGAUGUAAUUUUAUUUUAUACCUACGUAUCAAUCGAUUGAGACUAAUCAGUAGCAUUUUUCUUUCGUUUUUAUACAUUUAAGUCGUUGGUUAAUGGACAUUCGACUCGUAUAAUGUAAUCGUUCAUUGUACUACUUAUCAUGUAGCUCAUUUGUGUUUAGAUUAAUAUCUACCUUAUUACUCUAUUAGCUUUUGACUCGCUUACCAUUCUAUUCCAGUUUAUUUUUUAAAUUUUGUACUGCCCUUUUAUACAUUUUUAUGUUCCUUUCUAAUUUUGUUAUUUGAUAUAAUUUCGACUCAAAUGGAAUGUAAAAAAAUAAGCGCAAGCUACGGGACGUACUAUUUUUGACGGAUGUACGAAGCUUUUUUAAACUAGCUGAAUAUUUUAGUUAUUAUUUUUUUCGUUUAAUUAUUUGCUGUGAUAUUUUCGAAGUGUGGAAAUCUUCGAGCGAACAGAACAGCGCAUUUGUUUUAUUUGGCGUAUUUUUUUUCUAAGCUUUGUGUAAUCAUUGAAUACAAAACUUGACUCUUUGUA